AUGACCUCGGACUUCGAGCUCCAAAUGGGCAAGAACCUGGAAUGUUCUUCGCUGUGUACCGCGGAGGUCGGGCGCAAAGACGUGAAAUGGGGCCGACAGCUCAUCAGGGAAGGCUAUGUAGCAGAAUGGAUUGCCGACAAUCUGCCGGGAGCAACAAGCUUCGUGACCGUCGACCGACGCCGAAAAUAUUACGCAUCGGGUUUCAAGUUGGGAUACCAGGAGUUCUCUCCUGUUGACGGAAAACUGCGCUACUACAUCAACAAUCAUUUUACCAUCGUGAUUCGCUGGCGCUCGGCGCCCGAAGGAGGCAAGGUCGUCGUUGGAUUCGAAGUAUACCCAAAGAGUAUCCGUGCCCAGGAUCAUGGAGCGGACGGGUGCCCUGAGCACGUUCACGAGGAGCACGAGGGUCUCGAGCUUUACAUCCCGCCGAACCUGGAACACCUCCGGGAGAAGUACCCGGGCUCGUCAUACCUACCGGAAGAUGAUGAUUAUGAUGAUGGGGCUACAUUGAAGAUACCUAUCACUUACUCGGUAUACUUCAAGGAGGACAAUUCGAUUGAAUGGUCAAGCCGAUGGGACCUUUACUUCAGCAAACAAGAUGACAGUUCGAUGACCCACUGGUUGGCUGUUCUGAACUCUUUGACAAUCUCUGGCGUUCUUGGCGUCGCGGUCUAUGUUAUCUGGAGCAGAACCGUCCAGGGAGAUAUCAAAGGCCGAGGCGACGGGGCGAUGGAGGACCGGAAAGUCAGGAGAGGCCCUGCCAAGAAAGAGGGGCUUUUAGACCAGGCUGCGGACGUGGAGAGGGAGGCGGAUCUUGACUCUGAUGAUGAAGGUAUGGACGAUGUGAGCGGCUGGAAGCUCCUACAUGCGGACGUGUUCCGGGUGCCGGAGUUCAGCGGACUCCUUGCGCCUUUGGUUGGAUCUGGAAUGCAGCUGCUAUUCAUGACUUCUGGAUUACUGAUUCUCAGCUGCUUGGGUAUCUUGAAUCCCAGUUACCGAGGCGGCUUCGUUAGCGUUGGCACGGGAUUGUUUGUCUUUGCUGGUGUGUUUUCUGGUUACUUCUCGGGAAGUCUGUACAAGACGUUCGGUGGAAAGAGCUGGCGCAAGAACACACUGAUCACUGCCCUCUUCUUCCCGGGACUGACAUUCUGCCUCGUCUUCAUCCUCAACCUUUUCGUCUGGGCCCAGGCAUCUAGCACAGCAAUCCCAUUCGGCACACUUGUCGGCAUUGUGUUCCUUUGGUUACUAAUCCAAGUGCCUUUGGUGUACGCCGGCAGCUGGUACGGUUAUAUGCGGGCCAAGCCCUGGGAGCACCCUACCAAGACCUCGUCCAUCCCGCGCCAGAUCCCUCCACAGCCAUGGUACUUGCAAAAUGUCGCAGGAGCCAUUCUUACCGGCUUAGCUCCGUUCGCAGUCCUAUUUAUCGAGCUUCUCUUCGUGUUUAAGAACCUGUGGCAGGACAAGAGUGGAUACUAUUACGUGUUUGGUUUCCUGAGCGCCGUGACCACGAUCCUGAUGAUCACUGUCAGCCAGGUGACGAUUAUCGCGACGUACAGCCAGCUCUGUGCUGAGAACUACCACUGGUGGUGGCAGAGUUUCCUGACCGGCGGCAGCAGCGCCUUCUGGGUCUUCGCGUACUGCAUCUGGUACUACUAUUUCCACUUGCACAUCACGGGCUUCGUGUCGAGUCUACUCUUCUUCAGCUAUAGUUUCCUGGCUUGCGCGGUGUACGGCUUGUUGACGGGUACUGUUGGGUUCCUAACGGCGUAUGCGUUUAUUCGUCGGAUCUAUAGCUCGGUCAAGGUGGACUAG
Molecule: messenger RNA, 1812 nt
Organism: Aspergillus mulundensis
Lineage: Eukaryota; Fungi; Ascomycota; Eurotiomycetes; Eurotiales; Aspergillaceae
Product: transmembrane 9 family protein
Exons: 3
Coding region: 1-1812 (603 amino acids)
Biological process (GO): vacuolar transport; protein localization to membrane
Cellular component (GO): membrane; Golgi apparatus
Source: RefSeq, a predicted model, not a curated record